CCCGCCCCCUCCACCGCCACCAUCGCCUUCCCCGGCUUCCCCCGAGCGGCGCGGCGCCCUCUGAGGCGGCCCCGGCCGGCACAGAUGGUUGGACGGAGCUGGCCUGGAAACAGAAGCCAUUCUUUCUCCGAGCUCUUUCUCGCCUCCAUUUAGGGGGAGCUCAGGCACAAAAUGGGGGACCCAAGAGAACUCUGUCCUCACCUGGAUUGCAUAGGUGAGGUCACCAAGGACGAUAUGCUUUUCAAGUCCAAGGGAACAUGCCAGUCUUGCGGUGCGGGAGGACCAAAUCUCUGGGCCUGCCUUCAGGUUGGUUGCCAUUACGUCGGUUGUGGAGAGUCCUUUGCGGAUCACAGCACUUUGCACGCCCAGGCCAAAAAGCACAAUUUGACGGUGAACCUGACCACGUUUCGGGUGUGGUGCUAUGCGUGCGAGAAGGAGGUGUUCUUGGACCAAAACCUGGCUUCCCAUCCUACCAACCUGCCUUCCAAAUUUAUGGAACAGGAUGCUGUCCCACCUGCCCACCCGCUCAAAGCCGUUCCGAUUGCCGUCGCUGACGAAGGAGAAUCGGAAUCGGAAGAUGACGACCUCAAACCAAGAGGCCUUACGGGAAUGAAAAAUCUCGGGAAUUCGUGUUACAUGAACGCUGCUCUCCAGGCUCUCUCGAACUGCCCCCCACUUACACAGUUCUUCCUGGAAUGCGGGGGGCUGGUGAGAACCGACAAGAAGCCAGCGCUCUGCAAAAGUUACCAGAAGCUGAUUUCCGAAGUCUGGCACAAAAAACGCCCCAGCUACGUGGUCCCCAGCAGCCUCUCCCACAGCAUCAAGCUGAUCAACCCCAUGUUCCGGGGCUACGCACAACAGGACACGCAAGAAUUCCUCCGCUGCCUGAUGGACCAACUUCACGAAGAGCUGAAGGAGCCGAUGGUGGCCGAACUGCGCGACUCGGAUGCCAGCGACACCGACGAGAAGAGGGAGGGGGACCGCAGCCCCUCGGAGGACGAGUUCCUCUCCUGCGACUCGAGCAGCGACCGCGGGGAAGGGGACGGGCAGAGCAAAGCGGGCUCGGCCGAAGCGGAGCUGCUGAUCCAGGAGGAGGCGGGCCGCAGCAUCUCCGAGAAGGAGCGGAUGAAGGAGCGGAAAUUCUCCUGCCACCAACGGCGGAGCAACUCGGAGCAAGUCGACGAAGAUGCUGACAUUGACACCUCGGUGAUGGCAGUGGAGGGCGGGGCUUCUCCAGAAGGGCUCCUCCCACCCCCGCCUCGACCCGCCAGCCCUGCAAGGAUCCCAGAACCAGAUAAUGAUGCUUACCCACGUUGUUCCUCGCGGCCCUGCAGCCCCGUCCACCACGAUGUGUACGCCAAACUCUCGAAUCCUCCCCAUUCCAGCCCGGUGAGGCUGGGGCCCUCGUACGUGCUGAAGAAAGCUCAGCUGUUGACUGCUGGAAAAAAGAAGAAAGAGUUACGUUACCGUAGCGUCAUCUCUGACAUCUUUGACGGCUCCAUUCUCAGCCUCGUCCAAUGCCUCACCUGUGACCGAGUUUCCACCACUGUAGAGACUUUCCAAGAUCUGUCACUGCCGAUUCCCGGGAAGGAAGAUUUGGCUAAACUGCAUUCAGCCAUUUACCAAAAUGUGCCCAUCAAGGCAGGAGCAUGCGGCGACAACUACGCCGCCUCGCAGGGCUGGAUUGCCUUCAUCAUGGAGUACAUUCGCAGGUUUGUGGUGUCCUGUAUCCCCAGCUGGUUUUGGGGGCCCGUCGUUACCCUGGAAGACUGCCUGGCUGCCUUUUUCGCCGCAGACGAGUUGAAAGGUGACAACAUGUACAGCUGUGAAAGGUGUAAAAAGUUACGGAACGGAGUCAAGUAUUGUAAAGUGCUUCAACUGCCCGAGGUCCUCUGCAUCCAUCUGAAGCGUUUCCGGCACGAAGUCAUGUAUUCCUUCAAGAUCAACAGCCACGUUUCCUUCCCCCUGGAAGGCCUGGACCUCCGGCCCUUCCUGGCCAAGGAGAGCGUCUCCAAAGUCACCAACUACGACCUCCUCUCGGUGAUUUGCCACCACGGCACGGCCGGCAGUGGACAUUACAUUGCCUACUGCCAGAACAUGAUCAAUGGCCAGUGGUACGAAUUCGAUGACCAGUACGUGACGGAAGUGCACGAAACGGUCGUGCAGAACGCCGAGGCUUACGUCUUGUUUUACAGAAAAAGCAGUGAGGAGGCUGUCCGGGAGCGCCAGAAAGUCGUCUCGUUGGCCACCUUGAAGGAGCCCGGCCUGCUCCAGUUCUACAUCUCCCGCGAAUGGCUGAACAAAUUCAACACCUUCACGGAGCCCGGGCCCAUCAGCAACCACACCUUCCUGUGCUCCCAUGGAGGAAUUCCGCCGAAUAAAUACCAUUAUAUUGACGAUCUGGUGGUGAUUCUGCCCCAGAAUGUUUGGGAAUACCUGUAUAACAGGUUUGGGGGCGGCCCGGCUGUGAAUCACCUCUACGUCUGUUCGGUGUGCCAGGUGGAGAUCGAAGCCCUGGCUAAGCGGAGGAAAAUGGAGAUUGACACGUUCAUCAAGCUAAACAAAGCUUUCCAGGCGGAGGAGUGCCCGAGCGUCAUUUUCUGCAUCAGCAUGCAGUGGUUCCGUGAGUGGGAGGCCUUCGUCAAAGGGAAGGAUAAUGAGCCCCCUGGCCCGAUCGACAACACCAAAAUUGCCGUGGCCAAAGGAAGCGGCCACAUGCAAGUCAAACAGGGAGCCGAUUACGGGCAGAUCUCGGAGGAGACCUGGAUUUACUUGAGCACGCUCUAUGGCGGAGGCCCCGAGAUCGCCAUCCGGCAAAACGUGGCCCAGGUGCAGGAGGUGGAAAGCCUCCACGGGGAGCAGAAGAUCGAAGCCGAGACCAGGGCUGUUUAAAACGAGGGACACAUUCAGGUCGGCUCCCCCGUCAAACUCCUCCUGCAUUUUGGAAGUCAACACACAUCCAGCCGCUGCUCUCACCACUACCACCCGCUGCCCUGUCCCCAGCAAGCCCCUUGGGCACCCAUCUUAAUUUGAGGCUCGGUCGCUUUUCCCUCCCUCUUUGACCGGGUGGGGGGGGGCGCAGCCUCCCACCUGCCUACCUUUGUCCCAAAAUCGUCCCGUUCCAGGCCAGGAUGCGCACCUGCUUCGGUUUUUCAUUUCCUGCUUUCUCAUCCCAUCCCCUGCAGAAGCCGGGAAAGGAUUCUUUUGGACAAGUUUUGGGCUGGAAGGAGCCGGUGUCAUAACCAUUCUCCUUCGUCACCUUGCUGGCCUUUUUGUGGCUUCAGCUGUUCUUGGGGUACCAAGGAGAAGCGCCCCAUUGUCUUGGUUCUCCUUUCGGUUCCUCUCCUGAAUUUUUACCUGGAUGGUAGGGGAGGGGGCACAUGCAGGAGACAUUUUGAAGCCACCUGGAAGGAACCUUCAUCACCUGAAAGGAAUACAUGGGCAAUAGAGUUUGGCUUUUUUUCUUCCUUUGGUGGCACAUCAAAUAUAUAUAUAUAUAUAUUCCUCCCUUCCCUUGUACGGAUCAAAAGGGUUGGGUGGAAAACACACACACACCCCAAUUCCCUACUAUUUAUCUAUUUAUUUGCAAGGCGUGGAUUGUCCUUGGUUCUUCUCGUCUCUGUCCCCUCCCAAGUAUUGCCCGGCACAAACUGCUAACACUGGUACCCCUAAAACGAAGCACAGACACGCUUGAAAUUUUCAUCCAGGGGUUCCUUGCACACCCAAAUGGCUGCAGCCAGAAACCACCCACCCACCCACCCAAAAUGAGGGAAUAAUUCCUGCAAAAAAUUCCUCCUCGUGACUUUUCUCAUCCACCCGGGCGAUGCUUAGGGCAAGACGGAGCUUAAGGGAGUUCUUCCGUUAGGCCAAUGGCCAUCCCACUUCGGACGUGAAUGAAGAGCUGGCCUCUUGGGACGUCUCCGCUUCUCGCUUCUUCGACAGAGCCCGGUUGCUUAAUCCGAGAGAAGAGAUUCUUAAGGGAUUUGUCACUCAACACCUUUCUCCCCAAACUCACACCUCCCCACAACCUCACUUUUUGGAAUGGCAUCGCCCUCAACCAGCCAGUUUAUUAUUAUUAAUAAUAAUGAUUUUUCUGGAGAAAGGAGUAGCAGCCACGGAGGAGGAACAGAUGCAGAAUAUAAUGUGAACUUGGGAGAAUCGGCUUUUUAAGACGAAACGUCAAUGGCAAAGGCUGGGUUGAGGACCCACCCAGAGAGAGAAAUCCUGGCCAGGUGACUCAAUGGCUGGAGGCCACCUGUUUUUGCUGCUUCCUCCCCUCCCACAGUCCUUCCAGGGUGGCCUUGUUUUUCAUCGUCCGGCCUGGAUCUAUUUUGUUGGAGACUUGGACCUCGGACGAUUCAUCCCGGUGCCCAAAAUGGAUUUGAUUUUUAUUUUAUUUUUUUCCUGCCAAGAACAUCGACCAAUAAAACUCACUCGCAUUCAAAAAGA
Messenger RNA from Notechis scutatus (mainland tiger snake), 4449 nucleotides. It is a transcript of the gene USP20, whose product is annotated as ubiquitin specific peptidase 20. NCBI's taxonomy places the organism in Eukaryota, Metazoa, Chordata, Lepidosauria, Squamata, Elapidae. The record is from RefSeq and is a predicted model, not a curated record. Gene Ontology annotation, biological process: protein deubiquitination. Gene Ontology annotation, molecular function: zinc ion binding; cysteine-type deubiquitinase activity.